CUGCUGGGUGCCGGCCACAGAAGCAAAAAGACGAGGGGCUUGUCGUCCUGUGGGCCAGGCAGGGCCACCAGGGAGGUGGCAUUUGAGUUCGGUCUUAAUAUUUUGCAGGGCUUUGGAGACGAGGUGGAGGAGAGCUGCGUUUCUGACGGGAGGACCAGCAUAGGCAAACGCAUGGAGGCCCAGGACGUGCUGGGGCUUAGAGCACACUGGGUGCUUGAAGGGAGACCAGCACAGGCAAGCUUAGACAGGGAGAUUGGAACUAGCCCCCCGAGUGCCUGCUAAGGAGUUGGAGCUUUAUUCUAGAGUGAGGGACCCGGGGGGGGGGGGGGGUUCUGAGACGAGGAGUAAUGCCACCAAGCUGCACUGGGGAGGUUGACCUUCAGCGAGAGGUAAGCCUGGAGGCAGGGGAGUAGCUGGGAGACCAUGACCUUGGACCAUAGGGAAGAGGCCUGGCCGGAGGGACUUGCUGAGCCACCCUCAUUCUGCUCCAUGUUGGCGGUGCUGUCAGGCUGGUGCCAUGCCCCCCCCAGCAGAGGUGACGGACCCAUCCCACGCCCCCGCCGUCCUGCGCCAGCUCAAUGAACAGCGGCUCCGAGGCCUCUUCUGCGAUGUCACCCUCAUAGCCGGGGACACCAAGUUUCCUGCUCACCGCAGCGUCCUGGCGGCUUCCAGCCCCUUCUUCAGGGAGGCCCUGCUCGCUGCAGCUCCGCUGCCCCUCCCACCAGCUAUCGGGGGCUCGGCCCCUAACCCUGCCGCCACCACAGCUGCCUCCUCCUCCUCCUCCUCCUCUCCACCUCCAGCUUCGCCCCCGGCUCCCUCCCCACCCAGGGUCCUAGAGCUGCCGGGGGUCCCGGCAGCUGCCUUCUCCGACGUCCUCAACUUCAUCUACAGCGCCCGCCUGGCGCUGCCCGACGGCGGAGGGGAUGGGGCCGCCGUGGCCGAGAUCGGCGCCCUGGGCCGGCGCCUGGGCAUCUCCCGCCUGCAGGGCCUGGGGGAGGGAGGGGACGCCUGGGUGCCUCCCGCCCCGGCCCCCGCGGCCACCGCGCAGCCCGGAGAGGACAGCUUUGGGCCGAGGCCCGCGGGCGAGUGGGAGAGCGACAGGGCGGAGGCCCAGGCCGCUGCCCCGCAGCCCGCCCUGCCCCGGCCGCCCCUGCCCUGCCCGCGGUGCGGGAAGAGCUUCAUCCACCCCAAGAGGCUGCACACGCACCAGGCGCAGUGCCGCCGCGGGGCCGGCGCCAGGAGCUCCGGGGGCCCCGCCGGCAUGGACGCCGCGGCCCUGCCCCCCGCGGCGGGCCUCCGGGGGGGCCCCGAGCACGUGGUGAAGGUGGUGGGCGGCCACGUGCUGUACGUGUGCGCCGCCUGCGAGCGCUCCUACGUGACGCUGUCCAGCCUCAAGCGGCACAGCAACGUGCACUCGUGGCGCCGCAAGUACCCGUGCCGCUACUGCGAGAAGGUGUUCGCGCUGGCCGAGUACCGCACCAAGCACGAGGUGUGGCACACCGGGGAGCGCAGGUACCAGUGCAUCUUCUGCUGGGAAACCUUUGUCACUUACUAUAACCUGAAGACCCACCAGCGAGCCUUUCAUGGAAUUAGCCCAGGCCUCCUAGCCAGUGAGAAGACACCCAACGGAGGCUACAAGCCCAAGCUCAACACCCUCAAGCUGUACCGCCUGCUCCCCAUGCGGGCAGCCAAGCGACCCUACAAGACCUACAGCCAGGGAGCCCCCGAGGCCCCUCUUUCUCCAAGCCUCAACACACCGGCCCCUCCAGCAGUGCCAGCCAGCCCUCCGCCUGGGCCCCCGCCUGCCCCGGAGCCUGGCCCCCCACACUCCGUCAUCACUUUCGCCCGCCCGGCUCCCUCUGUCAUCGUUCACGGGGGCAGCGGUGGUGGUGGGACAGGGGGUGGAAUGGCCAACACAGGUGGGGCCCAGGCCGCCUCAGUCAUCACUUACACUGCUCCCCCGAGGCCCCCCAAAAAGCGUGAGUACCCACCUCCUCCCCCAGUGCCUACACCCACACCAACCAGCCCUGCCACGGGGGGCAGCCCGGCCACGCCUGCAGGGCCUGCCGCGGCCACGGAGGAGACCAAAGGCCGCAGCCUGCGGGCCGGAAGGACUCUGACCUACGUGGCCAAGCCAGCCGGUGGGAGUGGCGGGGACGGGGCCCCCCCCGCAGGGCCCGGCCGGGGCCCUCAGCUGCAGGUGCCGCCGCCGCUGUGUCAGAUCACUGUGCGAAUCGGCGAGGAGGCCAUCGUCAAGCGCCGCAUCUCAGAAACUGACCUGCGUCCCGGGGAACUGAGCACAGAGGAAGUGGAGGAGAGUGAGGAGGAGGAGGAAGAGGAGGAGGAGGAGGAGGAGGAGGAAUCGAAGGCCGGUGGGGAGGACCAACUGUGGAGGCCCUACUACUCGUACAAGCCCAAGCGCAAGGCCGGUGCUGCAGGCGCGGGCGGCGGCGGGGGCAGCGGGACCCCCAGGGGCCGCAGGCCGCCGCGCUGGAGACAGAAGCUGGAGCCCAGGAGCUGGGAGGAGAGCCCAGGGGCUGAGCGGAGGCACCGCUGCGGGGAGUGCGCCCAGACCUUCGCCACCCAGAGGAAGCUGCGGAAGCACCAGGAGGCCCACAGCGGGGGCUCCCACGGCUCCCGGGCCGGACGGAGGUCUUCCCGCUUUGCCUGCCCUCACUGCGCCAAGGUGUGCAAGACGGCGGCCGCCCUGAGCCGCCACGGGCAGAGGCACGCUGCUGAGAGGCCCGGGGGCACCCCCACACCUGUCAUUGCCUACUCCAAGGGCAGCACGGGCGCCAGACCCGGGGAUGUCAAGGAGGAGGCCCCCCAAGAGAUGCAGGUCUCCUCAUCCAGCGGGGAGGCGGGGGGCGGGGCUGCUGCCGCGGAGGAGGCUUCGGAGGCCGCCUCCGUCCAGGACCCUGUCAUCUCAGGGGGUGAGGAGCUCCCCGCGGUCGCAGGAGGGGGCGCCUAUGCAUACCCACCUGUGCAGGAGUUCCCACUGGCUCUGAUUGGAAGCGGCCGGGAGCCGGGCAGUGGUAGGGGAAAGGCGGGUAGUGAGGGGCCGGUGGGGGCUGGGGAGGGGGACCGAAUGGAAGGGAUAGGAGCUGCCAAAGUCACCUUCUACCCCGAGCCCUACCCCCUCGUCUAUGGCCCCCAGCUCCUGGCUGCCUACCCUUACAACUUCAGCAACCUGGCUGCUCUCCCGGUGGCUCUUAACAUGGUCCUGCCUGAUGAGAAGGGUGGAGGGGCCCUUCCCUUCCUACCGGGGGUCUUCGGCUACGCAGUCAAUCCUCAAGCAGUACCCCCCGCACCCCCAACACCGCCUCCCCCGACUCUUCCUCCACCGGUCCCCCCUAAGGGGGAAGGGGAGUGGGCAGGGAUUGAAGGAACCCAGAAGGGAGAUGUGGGGUGAGCUCUGGGCCCAGAGUUCCCCUUUCACCCUGAACCCCCGCCACUACCAGCUCCCUGGCCUCCUUGCCCCUCGGGAGCCCCUCCACACUCUUGUGCAGGGACUUGGGGGCCCCGGAGCUCAGGAGUCAGGCUGCUUUGUGUGAGAUUGUAGUUUUCCUAUCUCCUGGGAAGGGAUCUUCGGUGGUUCCCCUCUCAGUUCUCCUCCAGGGAAUGACCUCCGUGAGGGGCAGGGCCAGCUCCCAUCCCCUUGGCCAGCCCUUGGGGCAACUGAGCAAUAUACUUCCAUGACUCUCUACUCAUGGCCCCCACCAGCUCUGAAUGUCUGAUCCACCCCCAUUCGUACACCUAGGGGGAAACCAUCUCUCUUACCUAACGUCCUCCCUCCUGAAGCUUUCUCUAAGCCCUUGCCCAGAUGCUUCCUAGCACAUUCCAUUCUUGGCCCAGGGCCUGGACCAGACCAUUGUGAUACCUGACACCCACCCACAGGGGAGCUCGGCUUUGGAUUCUAUUCUUCCGACGGUGGAUUUCUGUGUCCCUUUUUCCUUCACGUUCAGAGGCCAUGCCUUCCUUGGCUUCCAUGCCUUUGGAUCUUCCAUGUUCCUCCUCAGACUCCCAGACCCUGGAGAUGGCCUCUUCCAGGCCAGGUCAAGGAGGUGUUGGGGAGGAGGGCUACCCAUCUGUUCCUUUCCCAGCCCAGGGCAGCACCAAUCUUGGUUCUAUCUUGACCCCCAAAUCCAGUGAGGCCCAGAUUCUUCCAAGGCGAAAAAGAUGAGUAGUUCACAUCUCUUUCUGCCUCUACAUAUGGCCUCUUCUGGGCUAAACCAGAUUUGGGGGCUAGGAGGGAGGACCUCCAUAGGGGAUGGGGAAGGGAAUCUACUUUUUCCCUGUGUUUUGUUUUUUGUUUUUCCCCUUCUUUUUUUUCUUCCUGAUGGUUUCUCCCAGACUAGACCAAAUAGCCAGAAAAAUAAUGGGGGUUGGAUGGGCAGGUAAGCUCAAGAUUUGCACAUGACCUCCCAUCCUUACCUUCACCCCAUCUUCCCCAGUACCACUUCCCUCACCAGUCACUCCACGUGGUUUUGGGGAAACCAUACUAUUCCCUCGGUGGGCUUUGGGGUAUCCCCACCAAUUUCCCCUCCAAAAUAGCACCUUAUACCCCAUCUUUGAUUCAAUUCCCCACACCCAAAGAUCCCAGCCUAGGAUGGGGUUCAGGGACCUUACCGAGUCCCUAAUCCCUAAUUUGCACUAGUUAACCCUGGUCAGGGUCCCUCUGCUUCCUUCCAGUGGGUUGUUGGAGAAACAUUUGCUCCUAAUUCUCUGAUAACGCCUCCCCACGCUGUGAUUGGAUGAGCAUUUCCCAUCUAACCCACCUCGCCCAAAAAACCCAGCUCACAAGGGGAGAGCCAGUCCUGGGGAGCAAAUUUGAAAAAUGGGAAUUAGAGGAGUGUGGUUUUAGGAAGGGGGGAAGUUGCCUUUUUCGAAAUGGCAGCCUUUUUCCCAGCUACUGUUUUCUGGGGCCAAGAUGGCUGCCCUCUCAGAACACGUUGAAAGGGCAAGAUCAUGGCUUUUAGAGGGAGGUGAACGUGGGGGAGGGGCCAGGAGCAUCCUCCUGCCUCCUCUUUCCCUCCCAGACUACACAAAGGGGGAGGUCCUUGCCAGGCCCCCUGAAUGUUAACCAUGGAGGGGUAUCGCUCCUUCACUACUCCUCUGUCUCUUUGCACUUUUCUUGGUCUUGGCCACAGUCCGAGUGAAGAGUUUUCCUACUGAAUGUACCAAGUUCCAAUUUUUAUGGGAGAAAAAAAACAAAAACAUUUUUAAACGGAAAAAUGCAA
Pipistrellus kuhlii (Kuhl's pipistrelle) is the source of this 5240-nucleotide messenger RNA. It is a transcript of the gene ZBTB4, whose product is annotated as zinc finger and BTB domain containing 4. NCBI's taxonomy places the organism in Eukaryota, Metazoa, Chordata, Mammalia, Chiroptera, Vespertilionidae. Gene Ontology annotation, cellular component: nucleus. Gene Ontology annotation, biological process: regulation of transcription by RNA polymerase II. The coding region runs from base 518 to 3412 and encodes 964 amino acids. The transcript has 4 exons. The record is from RefSeq and is a predicted model, not a curated record. Gene Ontology annotation, molecular function: protein binding; RNA polymerase II cis-regulatory region sequence-specific DNA binding; DNA-binding transcription factor activity, RNA polymerase II-specific.